Fusarium subglutinans is the source of this 942-nucleotide messenger RNA. RefSeq lists its product as uncharacterized. The coding region runs from base 1 to 942 and encodes 313 amino acids. The transcript has a single exon. NCBI's taxonomy places the organism in Eukaryota, Fungi, Ascomycota, Sordariomycetes, Hypocreales, Nectriaceae. The record is from RefSeq and is a predicted model, not a curated record.
AUGGAUAUCUCAUCACCCGUUCACCCGUUCGCCCUCAGUAACCACCAGGAAAUCUCCAUUCGACAAGCUCUGGCGGCCCGAAACCUCCGUCUUGAGCUAGACGGUAUCCCAAGAACUUUAUGGGGGAGGGAGACUGUCUUCCAACUAGACCCAGCCAGCAUACAGCUGUCUCGAUGGUCCGAUUUCAGCUUUGAGGUCCUGUCGACUGCCUACCGUGACGUUCUCAUGGCUUCGGUGGCUCCGCCCGUCGGGGUUCGGCAAGCUCCUGCUCAGAUCAAGGACACCGAUAGCAUCAGGCACAUGUUCCAGCAACAUGUUGCUCCCCGCCUCAAGAACCCCAUCGACAAAGGGUUAGAAAUCCUGCGAGACCGUCUCCGUAGCCCCGUCAAAGCUGUUGAGAUCGUCCCAGAACACCGGCUUGUGAGAAAUCGCAAGUCGGCGAUAACCUUUCGGGAUGAGGAUAGUGGAAAUCUUCUGGUGGUCAGUUGUGUAUUGCACGCCAGCACGUGGCGUUCGAGUGUCUUGCUUCUGCCCGCGGAUGAGUACACACUCCUGCCGAUCUGCCGUAUCGCCACCAAUUGCCUCUUUUCCAAAACUCGGUACGGAUUCAUUCUCUCAACUGAUGAAGUUGUCGUCGUCCGUGUGAGUGGUACACCCGGCGAAACAGGCCUGUCCGACUCAUGCCUUGUGGAAUGGCAAUCAGUGCCAUGGAGUGCUGAAGGGCCUGGUGUUUUGACUGUCGCCAUGGCACUCUUCUGCCUCACCAUGAUGAGCUUGCACCCCCAACACCAGUCAGUCUGUCCUCCGGGCGCUGCUCGACCCCUCAACUUCUGGUGGAGGAGCCAGAGCCCGGUGAGAGCGCCGACGUAUGCCCACCACCUGUCUCUGCAAGAAUCCCAUCUCCCAGCCGGCGCCGCUGUCGAGGAUUGGCGUCCGAUCUGA